This is a messenger RNA of Cannabis sativa, 943 nucleotides long. RefSeq lists its product as uncharacterized. The record is from RefSeq and is a predicted model, not a curated record. The transcript has 2 exons. The coding region runs from base 449 to 757 and encodes 102 amino acids. Lineage: Eukaryota; Viridiplantae; Streptophyta; Magnoliopsida; Rosales; Cannabaceae.
UGAAACAAUGAUUUUAAUUUGAACAUUUUUUAAAUUACAUUAAUUAAUGUUGGUUGUGGAUUGUUAUUAGAAAAUGAAUCAAAAUAUUGGUGAUUAUUGAUUACUAGCUAAAGGUACAUUAUUGACCAACAAAUUUUUACUAAUUAUAAAGCUAUUAGAGGAGUUUGAAUAUAUUAGAUAUUCAUCCGUAGUGAAGUAUGUUCUGCGAUAUAAAUAUACUGCGGUUGGAUGGGUGGCAAUUAUUAUAUUGUUAAAUGCUUUUGUGAUUAUUUUUUCUUGUUAUCCGAUUUAAUUACUUGUGUGCAUUAUUAGAUAGUUAUUAAAUUUGGAAAUGUUGUAGAAAUAGGGAAAACUUUGGCGAAUUUUUUUUAGGAUUCUUAAAUGAACAUGUUUUUUAAUAUUUAAUUACCAAGAACCGAUUGACAACUAUGAACAUCAAGAACAACCAAUGGUCUAUGAGGAUGUAAGUCAAUGUGUAAAAUUAUGUUCGGAUAACAUUGACAAUGUUGUGGCUGAGGGUGUCAUAAUUGAGGCGGUUGGUUUCUUUUCAUAUCAUGGUGACAUAAUUUCAAAUGAUUAUGCACGGGUUCAAAUCACACAAGUUAUUCAAGGGGAAUUUGAAAUCCCAUAUCGAAGAGGUGCAAUACGCUAUGUUCGUGAUAUGCUUCAACAUUCAACUCCUAUUACAGCCAUAAAAGAAAAAUUUAGCGGCCUAUCCCAAUAUUCUGAGGACGAUCAUCUCUUACUGAUUCGAUAACAGUGGUUAAGUCAAUUGCUUCCCUUGAUAUAUAACAAUUAAUUAUAGUAGUCUUUUAUUGUAUUUUUUCAGACAUUGUGGAGUAUUUUAGAGAUUUAUCCAUAAUAUGUAAAAUGUUAUUUAAAAUUGAACUUACAAAUUAUUAUUGUUGUUAUUAAAAAUGAUAUUAAUCAUUCAUUUUUAAUU